Messenger RNA from Salpingoeca rosetta, 4644 nucleotides. RefSeq lists its product as uncharacterized. The transcript has 23 exons. Gene Ontology annotation, cellular component: Cul4A-RING E3 ubiquitin ligase complex. Gene Ontology annotation, molecular function: phosphatase binding. The record is from RefSeq and is a predicted model, not a curated record. NCBI's taxonomy places the organism in Eukaryota, Choanoflagellata, Craspedida, Salpingoecidae. Gene Ontology annotation, biological process: ubiquitin-dependent protein catabolic process. Bases 17 to 4459 code for a protein of 1480 amino acids.
UUUACCAAAAAUCGGCAUGGCGGACGAAACGCAGCCAGAAGGUGCGCGAGCACAUGACGGCAAUGCAGCAGCAGCAGCACCUGCUGCUCAUCGUGGUGCUGGCUCCAGCGAUGAUGCCGCUGGCCCACCUCACGGCCAGUCAGCACAACAAGCAGUACAGCAAGCAGCGCAGCAGGAAGCAGUAGAGGAGACGGCUGGUGCCAGUGGGGCGUUGGGAAAGGAAGCAGAGGCGAACAACGACAAGAAGGAGACACUGGUGGUCGAGUGCAGCGAAUUUGGUGGCUACCGCGCGUGUCGACGCAGUGCGACAAACAACAUUGCUUUGCGGUUCCAUGCAUCUCGACACUACGGAGCCCGUUGGAAGGCGCGUUCUUCUGUCCUGAGCGAUGUGUACCGCAACAGUGAUCCCGAGGGAGAGAAAGGACGCCUGUUCUCCAGCUUUGAGCUGCUGCAGUUCCGCUCAGUGAACAUGCAACCCACGCGCGACGAGCUCGACCAGUACAAGACAUGCCUGGAGGAUCUCAUGGACAGGGUCGGCGGCGAAACCACAAGCUUGCACCCAACUUCUGGCCAGCCACUCGUACCGGAGAUUGCCCUCGUUCGCGGCAACUUUGAUGGGCCUAUUCGAGAAUUCAUCAAGAACUUCCCACAGGAUGGUGUGCAGACGUCGACGCGGCCUGGCGUGGACCCGCUGGCCAUCCUGUAUCUCGAGAUUGCCUGCGAGGCGCUCAGACACCUGUCAUCACACAACGGCUUUGUUCGUACGCGCAUGUGGCGUGAUCCCGGCUUCAUCGAUGCACUCAUCAACAGUAUGCAGUACAUCCACGGUUUCGGACCUGUCGUGUCACUGCUGGACGACAUGUUGCUGCUGUACCCAAACAUGUUCCCACUAUACUCUCGCCCGCACUUCUUUGCCACCCUCAACCGCGUGUGCGCUGCGAACCCGCUGGCGCCGAUGGUGGCGUGUCGCCUCAUCACGGACCAGGUCAUGCCCCCGACCACCGACGAACUCACGCACUGCCGACUGGUGUGCGGUGUGCCUGUGCGGCCCUUCUCGCCGUUUGAACUCCGCACGCAGACUGCGCGCAAGAAUCUUCGUGCUCUGGUCAAGUAUGGGCUGACGUUCCUCGCGUGCUGUGUCAACCUCUGCUCCGAGCAACAAAACACGGGCGUGCUCCCCGUGUGUGGGACCGUGGAUAACAUGAUGCUGCUCUUUGAGCACCUUCGAUUGCAGCCUGGCCUGGUUGAGGACAUUGAGGACUUUGCGCUCAUGUCUGAUUUGCCGGCGGAGCAGCGACUGGCACGGGAGGAGAUGUUCGUUGACAGCGCGCGCACCGGUUAUGGCGGCGGCAGGAUGGCAGCCAUUGACGGGGACGAGCGGGCGUAUGAGAUUUCAAACCGCGAGAACCUUGCUGCGCACAACGACGAGUUUGAUGACGAUGAUGAUGAUGAUGAUGAUGAUGACGAUGACGGCAGCAGUAUGAAUGACGACGAUGAUGAUGCUGAUAUGACUGAAGGCGAUGAAGGCGAUGACAGCAGUGGUGCUGGGGAAGGCAGCGUGAUUGACGACAACAGGAGCGAGGGGGCGUUCACGUGGAUGACUGACGACGUGGACUACGGUGACCUCGAUUACGUGCUGGAUUUCGUCAUGGGCGAUGAGUACGAAGGGGACGAUGACGACGAUGAUGAAGACGACGAAGGGGAGGAGGAGGAGGAGGCGCACCACGACGGCAGCGGGGACGGCGAUGGGUCGCAAGAAGCGGGUGCGCGUGUACGAGAGGGCGGGGAGGGGGAUGGCGCGGGCGAACAAGGGGAAGCAGAAGGUGAGGAAGGAGGGGAUGAGGAUGGUGAGGAUGGUGACUACGACGACUUUGACGACGAGGAUGACGACGAGGAUGAUGAGGACCACGAUGUGAUUGACUUUGAGUUUAUUGAUCCUCUUGACCAGGAGGCGAUCCUGCAUGCGCUGGUUGGCGGAGAUGAGGGUGACUUUGACGGCAUCUCGCCCACGCUCCCGCCCAGCAUCGACAUGGGCACGUUCACCGCCACGCUCAACAGCACCGUCGACUCGCUCCGGGUGCAGAUGAACGCGCGCAAGGGCCGGCGACGCAGCAGCACGGGCCCGGGCGGUGCCGUCACCGCUGUUGGCAGUGGUGGUGUCACUGCUGGUGGUGUCACGAGUGGUGAUGACAAGGGAGCGGUGGCAGCAACUACAGCAGCACCAGCACACCAACAAGCACCACGCCCGACAGGAGAGCAAGGGAAUGGCGCACGUGAGCGCGCCGAAGCUUCUCCAGCACAAGCCGUUGAGGCGCCCACGGUAGAAGACGCAGCAAAGCCGCCAACACCGGUCUCGGGCAGUGCAGGCGCGAAGCAGCAGGAAGGACCACGAAAAACGCAGGCAAGUGGCGGUGGUGGCGGUGGUGGUGGUGGUGGCGAUGGUGAUGAUGAUGAUGAUGACGAAGAUGAUGAGGUAAUGGAUGACGACGAAGACGCGACGCACCGUCGUAGCGGCAGCGGUGACAGCAGUGGUGAUGAUGGUGACGAUGGAGGAGGCGGGUUUGAUGCCGGCGACCCGGAGCACAUCCACCGCGUGCGGCAGCCGCUGAUUGAGAAGAUGAUGGCCGAGGUGCAGCCCUUGAAGCCGACAGACACGGCCGAGGACAUCUUUGCCCGUGUGCGGAACUGGCUCAUCGACAUUGGCGUGAGCACGCUUGAGCGGACCAACUUUUGGAAUUUCCAGUUUGGCUCCACACGCGAGUACCUCGAAGUCUGCCACUCUUAUGGCGAUGAAGUGUCGCCUGAGGACCUUUACUUCCGUGAUCGCACGCUGCAGGCGUCCCUCAUUGGGCUCUUUGCCCCUGAGCUUCUGCGGCUGUUCAUGGGGCUGUUGCAGGAUAAAGCGAGCAGAGCUGAGAUGCAGACGCUGCUUGUGCGCGCGAACAUCAUCCCGACCCUCGCUGACUUCUUCCAGCUUGUGCCGUGGGGACUGGUGAUGCGGCAUAACCUCGACAACCACCACAACGGCGAUCCAAUGGCGUGCGAGUGCAACCCGGACCAGAUUGUGAAGCGGUCGUUUGCCAAGGCCAUCGACUUCCUCUGCCGCGUGUGUAAUGGCAUUGACAUUCGGCGCCUCCUCUUCACGUCUUAUGAGGAGCAUGUUCUCAACGCCAUUCACAAGAUGCUUGGUGUUGAGGAUAACGUGUCGUACUCGUUUUUGGACCCAAGCCAAGUCCGCUCGCCAUCGAACAGCAAAGGUCUUGCGUUUAUGGUCAUCGAGGGCUUCAUGGCAGAGAAGCCCGGUCUCGCUUCAAGGUUUGAGAUGGGCCGCGCUGUGCAGUCGCUGCUGCGGGUCAUGCGUGAACCAGAGCGCGUGCUGCUGUCGACAACGUGCUUGGUUGAGCAGUGUGUGGACACGAUCUUCCAUGAUUACGGUGAUUCGAUGGUGUUGAGCUUUGACCUUGACAUUCUCGGGGACGCUGUACGCAACUCGCCGCUACUGCUGCUUCGGCUGGACAGCCACCUGCGGCGCCGCGGCAAGCUCUCCGACUUUCUCCGCACCGUCUUUGAGAAGGGGCAUGCCUCGUUCUGGUUUACGUGGGCCAUGGCGGCAACGAUGAACAACUUGCGGCACAUGGAGGCCGGGCACGUGUCACCUGUCCUUCGUCCAUAUGUGGACGAGGCGUCCACCCGCACAAAGCGCAAGGAAGCCUUCAACUGCAAGCUCGGACUUGUCUUCCGCAAACCGAAGACAUGGGUGAAGCUGAUUCGCAGCCUGCUGUUGGAGACAUCGUUCCACACCCAGCCGACAUCUGGCUUCCAAAUACACGACGCCAUCAUCGGCUUUCUCCUCCUCUGCCAGGACGUGGGUCAGCUCGAAAACUCCCUCAAGAUUUUGCGCUCCUUCAAAGAGGGCAAGAACCUCAUGACCAAGCUCGCCUUUAUCCUCAGGAUGUGGCGCGACUACAUCAGCGUUCUCAAGCCCGAAACGGUUGGGCGGCUUGAGUUUGUUUCCGGCUUUGAGUCGAGCAAGUGGCGGGCACUGGUGGAUGCGCUGCUUGGGCGGGACGGGCUGCUCACCAGGAUGGCCGAGCCGGCACCCUCGAUCCACGUAAGCCAGCUGAUCGCCAGCAGGGAAGAUGGCACGCCCGCGAUAGGCCAGGACGCGAAGAAGCGAAGAGCGAGCGGCUAUGACGAUGGAGAUGGGGAUGGUAGCGGCCCCGCUGCGCACGAAGAUCACGCACCCAAGAAGGAGAAGAAAGGUGACGGGGAGGAGGCGGGCGAGGGGAACAAGCGAGCGAAAGCAGGACAGCCGCCCCGUUUGCCACCGCUUGGGGGUGAAGCCGAGAUCAACGAUGACGAUGACGAUGACGACGAUGAGCAGGAGGAGACGGAUAUCAGCGACAUAUCCCCACCCCCCAAACGCAGCCGUGGUUGGUGGCACCUGUCACCAAAGUGACAACAUGACACAGCUGCAUGUGUGUGCAUAUGUGUGCAUGUGUGUGUGACGUGCGUGUGUGAGAUGUGUGUGCAUGUAUGUGCAUGUGUGCAUGUGUGUGUUGUUGUCUUCGUGUAGCUACUGUGUUUUUGUAUGUCAUGUGUCGCCAAAUUUGUGAAUACGACAGAAUAAACUGUAGUUCUCUG